CCAUACUACUAUUUUUUAUUUAUUGUUUUACUCCCAUACUACUAUUAUAUUGUUAAUGACAAGAAGUGACGUUUUCCUGACAGCGAAGAUUAUUGGUUCCGUUCAAAGCGAAGUAAUGACGCGCCUUUCUUACAGGAAGUGCGCGAAUGUUAUUGUUGGUGAGACCAUGGGCAACUUAAUGUAGGGCAGUGGACUAUCUCAGUGUUUAACGCAGAACUGUCCUCAUGAUGAACUUCGAGGGACUGGAUCCUGGAUUGGGCGAUUACUCGUCCGGGUUACAUGGUAGCCUCGAACCAGGUCUAGAACCCUCUCUAGAUCCAAGGAUGGACCCUUCGCUGUUACAAGGUGUGGAGCUAGACCAAGAUGGCCUCGCGGUGCCAGGGGCUGACUCGGUGCAUCUUCUGGAGGGGAUGUUUUCGGAGCUACAUAGCGUCGCUGCGGAAGUUGGUAUUCCCGUCACAGCGACACACUUCGAUGUACAGGAGGAGCUCCUCUGGAUGGGAAACCACCGGGGUCAUGCCAGUUCCUUCUUUGGUCCUACCAUGGGCCGGUACUCUUCAUACCAGGCGCAUCUAACUGAUGAGGUCCGUCAAAUCCAGAGCAUGGAGACAGGCGUGUUGUUCCUUACCAAGAGCAACCUCAAGUGCCAUACUCGUGGGGGACUUGUCAUGUUUGACUACCCAAUGGAGGAGGGAGCUGACAUGCACAGUUUGCUGUUGACUGACAACAACACAUUGCUCAUGGGUGGACUUCAGAACUAUGUGACAGAGGUUGACCUCAGCACUGUGCAAGAGACCCAGAAGUUUGAUGUGGAAGCUCCCGGAGUAGCCAUCAUUAGGCAGUCCAACCGUUUCUUCUUCUGUGGAACCACAUCUGGCAAGAUGUCCCUACGUGACCUUCGCACCUUCAAGAUGGAGCACGAGUUUGAUGCCUACUCGGGCAGUCUGUCCGACUUCGACGUGCAUGGCAACCUGCUGGCGGCGUGUGGCUUUUCCAGUCGGGGGCUGAAUGGCCUGGCCUGUGACCGCUUCCUCAUGGUGUUCGACCUGCGCAUGAUGCGUGCCAUCACGCCGCUCCAGGUGCACGUGGACCCGCUCUUCCUGCGCUUCAUUCCCACGUACACCGCCCGUCUGCUCAUCACCUCUCAGAGUGGCCAGUGUCAGUUCUGUGAGCCCACCGGCUUGGCUAGUCUGGCCGACAUCUUCCACAUCAACACAGGGGGCCAGCUGCUCAUGAGCUUCGACGUGUCCUCCAACAAGCAGGCGCUGUCCUUUGGAGACUCGGGUGGCGGCGUGCACCUGUGGUCCAGCACGCCGGAGGUGUCCUUCAACGGGUACUCCCGUGAGACAGACUUUGCCCUGCCCUGCCAGGUGGACUCUCUUCCUCAGCUGGACUGGGGGCAUGACCUGAUGCCGCUCUCGCUCAUCCCCACCCCACUGACCACCGAGCCCCUGAUCUCUGACUGGUCCUCCACACUGGCGACUCCUAGCCCUAGACGUGCACCCCCUGUAGAUGCAGAAAUUCUGCGCACCAUGAAAACAGUGGGCUUCAUUGGCUACGCCCCCAAUCCUCGCACACGCCCCCGAAAUCAGGUUCCCUACAAGAUCAAAGAGAUCGAGCAGGAGUACGAUAGUUACAACCAAGAACCAGAGUCCCCCAUUGGUCGAGAUGAAGAGCCACACUUAUACAUGGUCCCAAAGAAAUAUCGCAAGGUCACUAUUAAAUACUCCAAACUUGGACUUGAGGACUUCGACUUCAAGCAUUACAACAGGACACUCUUCGCUGGUCUGGAGCCUCAUAUUCCCAAUGCAUACUGCAACAGCAUGAUCCAGGUGCUGUACUUCCUGGAGCCAAUCCGGUGCCUGGUGCAGAAUCACCUGUGUCAGAAGGAGUUCUGCCUGGCCUGUGAACUUGGAUUCCUUUUCCACAUGCUGGACCUGUCUAGAGGAGACCCCUGUCAGGCCAGUAACUUUUUGCGUGCUUUCCGCACCAUUCCCGAGGCGUCUGCUUUGGGCCUGAUCCUGGCCGACUCGGACGAGCAGACAGGCAAGGCCAGACUGGGCCGCCUCGUCCAGAGCUGGAACCGCUUCAUCCUCACCCAGCUUCACCAGGAGACCCAGGAGCAGGAGGGGCCACAGGCCUACCGGGGGUCCACCAGCAGUGCCCAGGGCUCAUCGGCAGAGUCUGUGAUUGGCCGUCUGUUUGGCUGUGAGGUGGAGAACAGCAGCCUGUGCCGCUGUGGGAAGGAGACCGUACGCUCCUCGCUGACGCUGCUCUUUACCUUGCACUACCCCGAACAGAACUCCACUGAGAAAGCCUCCAAAGAGCAUGAAUUUACGGAGAUUCUGAAGAAGAGCAUCUGUCUGGAGCAGAGUACGCAGGCCUGGUGUGAGAACUGUGAGAAGUACCAACCUACAGUGCAGACGCGUAACAUCCGUUGCCUGCCCGAUGUGCUGGUCAUCAACUGCGAGGUGAACAGUGUGAAGGAGGUGGAGUUCUGGAAGACGCAGGCAGAGUAUGCUUAUAACAAAGCUGUGAAGAAAGAAGCUGCAGAACCACCGAAGCCGAAGCCUGAACCUCUCCCACCAACAGAAUGGUGCUUAGAGAACGAGCAGCCCAACAUGGAAGGCCUGACCUUUGCCACCAAGGCGGAGGACCUGAAGCAUGUGUGGAUCCCGCUCAGCAUGAAGAUGUCCAUCAGCAAGAGCCAGGGUCUGGAGGUCAGCAGCUGGCCCGAGGGAGAGGAGCUAAGCCAAGCAGAGGAGGAUGAGGGGGCUGCUGUGUAUGAUCUGGUGGUGACACUCUCGCACUUGCUGGACGCCCGCACCGGUGGCAACCUGGUGGCCCAUAUCAAAGUAGGGGAGACCUACCACCAGAGGAAGGAGGGUGUGACGCACCAGCAGUGGUACCUGUUCAACGACUUCCUGAUCGAACCCAUCGACAAGACUGAAGCCGCCCAGUUUGAUGUGAACUGGAAGAUACCAGCUAUUCUCUACUACGCCAAGAGGGACUACCACUCGAAAUAUGACCUGCGCAUUAAAAAUCCCAUUGAGGCCAGUGUGCUUCUGACCGAGGCCUCUCUGGCACGUAAGCAGAGGAAGAGUCAUGCUACCUUCAUCCCCCUCAUGGUCAGCGAGAUGCCCCAGACGUCGGAUCUGGUGGGACUGGACGCUGAGUUUGUCACACUCAAUCAGGAGGAGGCAGAGCUACGCAGUGACGGCACUAAAUCCACCAUCAAGCCUAGCCAGAUGUCUGUGGCUCGUAUCACCUGCGUCAGGGGACAGGGGCCCAACGAGGGAGUGCCCUUCAUAGAUGACUAUAUCUCCACCCAAGAGCAGGUUGUUGACUACCUGACUCAGUACUCUGGAAUCAAGCCUGGUGAUCUUGAUGCAAAGAUCUCCUCCAAGCACUUAACUACCCUCAAGUCCACUUACCUCAAGCUGCGCUUCCUCAUUGACACAGGGGCUCGGUUUGUGGGCCAUGGCUUACAAAAGGACUUCCGUGUGAUUAACUUAUUGGUGCCAAAAGACCAGGUUGUCGACACUGUGUACCUCUUCCACAUGCCGCGCAAGAGAAUGAUCUCUUUGCGUUUCCUUGCCUGGUACUUUCUGGAUCUGAAUAUUCAGGGUGAAACACACGACAGUAUUGAAGAUGCCCGCACAGCCCUGGCACUCUACAGGAAGUACUUGGAGUUGAGCCGAGGGGGCAAUGAUGAUGUCCGGAAAGUUCUAAAGGGACUGUAUGAAAAGGGACGCAAGCAGGAUUGGAAAGUUCCCGAAGCAGACCCCACAGAUGGUCAAGGUAGCCCAAAAAGGUCAUCAGUGUAUCCCUCAGUGAUGGAGCUGUAAAUAAUGUCCGACCAAGACUCGUAUCUCAAUGGACCUUUGAUAGAGAAAUGUACAUUGUGGAUUCAUAUUUGCAUUUUUCAAAUGAUUUUUGCUUUUUUCUUCAACUUUGAAAUGCCAUCAAAGCUCCAGAACACUGGAUGUGUGAAAGACUGAAUGAUGCAUUAUACUAACCAUUAUGGAAGAGCUGUCUGGUCAAUCUCACAGCAAAUUACCAACGUCAUUUUUUAUUAUCGUAUCAGAUGUCUCUGAGAGAACAUGGCAGCUCUGAUUGUACUAAGGUCCGGCAAACCUGAAGAGGAACACAGAAGUAUCAUGGCCUCGCACUGGAUGCAACAAUUUUUUUAUGCACCUCUUUGCUUUGGCAUUUGUUAAUGUGAUUUAUUUUUUUUGUAUUGCAUUGGUUAUUAAAGAACUUUCAAACUCC
This is a messenger RNA of Clupea harengus (Atlantic herring), 4272 nucleotides long. RefSeq names its product poly(A) specific ribonuclease subunit PAN2 (gene pan2). Gene Ontology annotation, biological process: mRNA processing; nuclear-transcribed mRNA poly(A) tail shortening. Gene Ontology annotation, molecular function: poly(A)-specific ribonuclease activity; protein binding; nucleic acid binding. The record is from RefSeq and is a predicted model, not a curated record. NCBI's taxonomy places the organism in Eukaryota, Metazoa, Chordata, Actinopteri, Clupeiformes, Clupeidae. Gene Ontology annotation, cellular component: PAN complex; P-body.